UGUAGACAAGUAGCUUGAGUGCAGAGAUACAUAAUUAGGAUUUUGACAUUCCUUCUUUAUUCGUUAUAAGCUAACAGCUUGUAUGACAUCUCAGAUGAAAGCUUUUGAUUUAUUCAUGGGCGGGAUUGCACACAUCCCUGCCCUGACCUUGUUAAAGAAGACCAGUCAGUAGGCUGCACACUAGAAUCAGACACAUACCGAAGGGGAAUCUCAGCAGAUUUGACAUAAGUCAAGUUUUGAGGAAUUAAAAAAUAACUUGACUAAACAAAGAGGAACCAUUACUGACACUACAAGAAAUUGUAACGCAGAUCACAUGAAAACAGAAGACGAUCUGGUACAACUGGUAUGGAGCAAGUUGCCUGCCUGAAAACUGUGUUGAUCCUGAUUACUGCCCCUUAUCUCCUAUUUAUAAAGGGGAUCAGCUCAGAAAAGCUCUUCCACAGUAGGGAUCAUUCAGACCUUGAGCUGCAAAAUCAUCCACAAGCUGAUGCAAUUCUGAGCCCAGAGGCUGCACAGCAAUACCUUGUGAAAUAUGGAUGGGUGACACCGGUAAAUUGGGAGGAGCAAGCAUUGGGAGACAUUCCUGAACUUGACCAAGCACCACAAGAUGUUUCUCUGCUCAUAUCAGAAGGCGAAUCAGGAGAACGGACUAUUGUCACGUCUCCUAAUAAAACUGAAAUUAGUCCAAAUUUUUCUGAGUCUUUGAAAAAAUUUCAAGAAGCCAAUGGACUGAAUGCAACUGGAAUCUUGGACACUCCAACUAAGCUGGCCAUGAACAAGCCUCGCUGUGGAGUUCCUGAUAUAAAAGCACCAUCAAAACGUAAAAAUGCAACCUUGAGUUUCUUGGCUACAAAUGAAACUCAUCAUGAUUCUUUACACACUGAAAAUUUGCGAGGGAAGAGAAGUGUUUUAUCCAAAGUGGUUGACCACUUUAGAAGAAAACGGGACAACAAAGAGGCUGUGGAAAAUGAUAAUCCGAUGAGUUUUUUCAAGAGAACACUGAAGUGGAGGCUAAUGGGAGAGGGAUAUAGCAUGCAGUUGACGAUUGAGCAACAGAGAAGAAUACUAAACACGGCAUUCCGCAUGUGGAGUGAGGUGACCCCACUUCAGUUCGAAGAGGACCUCACAGGAGAAGACAUAGACAUUAAAGUUGGCUUUGGCACAGGCCAGCACCUUGGUUGCUCCCAAGCAUUUGAUGGUGUUGGACAACAGUUUGCACAUGCUUGGUAUCUGGGAGACAUUCAUUUUGAUGAUGAUGAACAUUUUGUUGGGCCAAGCAGUGAGCAAGGAAUCAGCCUUUUAAAGGUUGCAGUUCAUGAAAUUGGGCAUGCUCUUGGUCUACCCCAUAUUAAUCGCAUUGGAUCAGUGAUGCAGCCAAAUUAUACACCUCAGGGGAAGCAUUUUGAACUAGACUGGGAAGACAGAAAAACUGUCCAGAAAAAAUAUGGUGCUUGUGACGGAAGCUUUAGCACUAUUUUUGAUUGGGUGAGGAAGGAACGGAAUUCACGAGGGGAAGUUGUCUACAGGUUCAACACUUACUUCUUCAAGACUGGCUGGUACUGGAUGUAUGAAAACAAAAGCAACAGAACUAGAUUUGGAGACCCCCUUCCCAUCAAGACAGGCUGGAAAGGUCUCCCAGAAAACAACAUGGAUGCCUAUAUUCAUGUCUGGAAUUGGAAUAUUGAUGCACAAUAUUUCUUUAAAGGUACUCAAGUUUGGCGUUAUGACCCUGAGAAAGACAUGGCAUACACUGAAGACUGGAAAAAGAAUAAGUACCCUCAACUUAUUUCAGAUGUCUUUCCAGGAGCCCCAAGUCCUGUGGAUGCAGCUUUCUUUGACAGGAAGGACAAACUGAUAUACUUCUUCAGAGGAAAUAACGUAACAGCCUUCAGUGUAGAGAAGAACAAGGUGAAUGAUAAUUUUCCAAAACGGAUAAUAGACGUCUUCCCACCGGUGGACCCUUCAGACCAUCCAGUUGGAUACAUUGAUGCGGUCUAUUACUCCUACACCUACCAAGCCACAUAUUUCAUCAAAGACAGGUAUUAUUGGAAAAUGGUGAAUGACCAGAACAGACAAGUCAAUGCGUCACUGCCUGUGAAUGGACUAUGGCCGCGGAAGAAGAUAAACUCUAAGUGGUACGAUAUCUGUGAUGUCCACCCAUCUGUUCUUUUCAAUGCGACUUAGGCCAGGAAGUUUUUAUGCUCGGUCUGUAAGCCCACUAGAAAGGAAAAAAUAUGUUGCAACACACUGCUUAUUAUUGCAUUCCAGCCACCUCCAACGCUUCUCUAUGUACCAGAAGAGAUGUUCCCAGGACUGCUUCUAGAGAAUGAGGAGGCCUGGCAGUCAUGGGCUCUUCCAAAUACCUUGUGAUAUGAAAGUGAUAAACACAAAGCCCUGUAGGAAAUGUUUAACCUUAUACAAAGUGUGUAUAUUGCACAGCUUCUGAUUUUCAUACCUUGUUCUGUUCAAUAUCUUAGUGUUAUAUA
Molecule: messenger RNA, 2486 nt
Organism: Bufo bufo (common toad)
Lineage: Eukaryota; Metazoa; Chordata; Amphibia; Anura; Bufonidae
Product: matrix metalloproteinase-21-like
Exons: 8
Coding region: 346-2184 (612 amino acids)
Biological process (GO): extracellular matrix organization; collagen catabolic process; proteolysis
Cellular component (GO): extracellular matrix
Molecular function (GO): metalloendopeptidase activity; zinc ion binding
Source: RefSeq, a predicted model, not a curated record